AUCAAGUAUUAAUUUGGGACCCUAUUAGCCCUGGAGGUUACCCCAGGAUUAUUGCACAUCUCCGCGGAAACAACUCCUCAGCCCUAUACCGAGACAUACAUCUGUUUGGAAACUCUCCUAUUUUAAUUCCAACUGCAUAAGCUGCAUAAAUAAUGUCGGACGAGAAGAAGGUGGCUGCCGUUGCCAGCCUUCCAGGUGACAUAUCUGGCAGUGAUUCAAUCGAUAUCGGGACGACUCAAGCAGACGAGGCCCAAGGAUAUGACCAAAAGGCCACAAAAGCGCUUCUGCGCAAGCUGGACUGGAAUAUUAUCCCAUUCAUGUCACUCAUCUACUUGCUUUGCUUUCUUGAUCGCACAAACAUCGGCAAUGCUCGUCUUGACAAUAUGGAACAGGAUCUCGGCCUGAAGGGCAUUCAAUACAAUGACUGCCUCGCCAUCCUCUUCCCCUUUUACAUCGCGGCCGAGAUACCCAGCAACAUGAUGAUGAAGCGCUUUCCGGCCUCGCGCUGGCUGACCUUUAUCAUGUUCUUUUGGUCAGUUUCCAUGAUCUGCCAGGGCUUCGUCAAAAACUACUCGGGCAUGCUCGCCACGCGCGUCUUCCUGGGUCUGUUUGAGGGUGGCCUGUACCCGGGCGUCAACUACUACAUCACGCAGUGGUACUGCCGCCGCGAGUGCGGCUUCCGCAUGGCGCUCUUCUUCUCCGCCGCCACCAUGGCCGGCGCCUUUGGCGGCAUCCUGGCGCGUGGAAUCGCCGAGAUGCGCGGCGUCGGUGGCCUGGCGGCCUGGUCGUGGAUCUUCAUCCUCGAGGGCUUGCUGAGCGUGCUCGUGUCGUUUGCCGCACCCUUUGCCAUCCACGACUCGCCGGCCAAGGCCAAGUUCCUGACGCCGGCGGAGAAGACCGAGGUUGAACGGCGACUACAGGCCGACUCGGGCCACCUCUCGAACGAAUUCGACGUCAAGUACGUGUGGCAGGCGCUGGGCGACUGGAAGAUCUACAUCCACAUGCUCAUCUGCAUGGCCGGCUUCUGCCCCAUCUACUCGUUCUCGCUGUUCCUGCCCACCAUCGUCAAGAGCAUGGGGUACACGGCCAAUGACGCGCAGCUCAUGACGGUGCCGCCGUACAUCGUCGCCUGCUGCUUCACCAUCGCCGCGAGCUAUUUCGCCGACAAGUGGCAGCGGCGUGGCGUCUUCCUAAUGGGUUUCCAGCUCGUCGGUAUCGCGGGCUUUGGGUUGCUGUGCGGCACUGACAACUCCAAGGCGCAGUACGUCGGGACGGUGCUGGCUGCUGUUGGAAUCUACCCCCAGAUCCCCCUCGGCCUCGCCUGGAACAGUGGAAACAUUGGCGGGAGUCUGAAGCGAGGAACCGGUAUCGCCAUGCAGGUCAUGGGCGGCAACUGCGGUGGUAUCAUCGCUUCAUAUGUGUACCUCUCGCGGGAUGGGCCUCGGUACAUUACAGGACACUCGAUUCUGAUCGGGUUCAUCAGCAUGGCCUUCUUCCUCACUCUUUUCAUGUCGACAUGGUGUAAGAAGGAGAACGCCCGGCGAGAGGCCAUCUCCCCCGAGCUUGGGGCGCACGAAUUGACCGAGGAGCAGAAGGAAAUGGAACGGGAGAAGGCCGAUAAUGUGCCGUGGUUCAGGUACACCACUUGAAUUAGGUGUUUGUUUGCUUGCUCUGGGACGUGUGAAACAAGAAUUCCCACCGUGGUCGGUGGUUUUUAUAGAUUAGUCCACCUAUAGAAGGUUCGAACCAUAGAUGAAUAAAUCCGUCCCAAAUAUAACCUAAUUUUUUCAGAGCUGCCAAGCAGCCACGGAAAA
Messenger RNA from Pyricularia grisea, 1814 nucleotides. RefSeq lists its product as uncharacterized. Gene Ontology annotation, cellular component: membrane. The transcript has 4 exons. Gene Ontology annotation, biological process: transmembrane transport. The coding region runs from base 153 to 1649 and encodes 498 amino acids. Gene Ontology annotation, molecular function: transmembrane transporter activity. Lineage: Eukaryota; Fungi; Ascomycota; Sordariomycetes; Magnaporthales; Pyriculariaceae. The record is from RefSeq and is a predicted model, not a curated record.